Messenger RNA from Protopolystoma xenopodis, 372 nucleotides. NCBI's taxonomy places the organism in Eukaryota, Metazoa, Platyhelminthes, Monogenea, Polystomatidea, Polystomatidae. The record is from the annotation of a GenBank genome assembly.
AUGGCAAAGCUCAAUGACGAUGCCGGCGUUACGUCUGGGAAUGUACCCAGUCCACCUUCCGACUGGAAAUUAUCAUGCAUACUAUGGAUUCCAGACAAGGUGCGUUUCUAUAGGUCUUCCUACCAAUAUGACCAAGUUGCGAAAUUAUUGGAGAGAUCUUCAUUUCAUGUUGAAGUUCACGAAAAUGAGAUUCUUAGCUUUCUCUCACCAGAAGACGACGGCCGUUUGGCGUUGCUACCACGUUCAGAUCUCCCCAGCAAUGUUAUCUCAGGAGACUCAUCGAAACCCAGUUGCGAAAGCAAGGUCAAACAAACUAAAGGCCACCUCAUCAUGGUCUUCAUAUCUUGGAUUGAACUGUCAAAUAUGGUCUAA